Messenger RNA from Cladophialophora psammophila CBS 110553, 759 nucleotides. RefSeq lists its product as uncharacterized. The transcript has a single exon. Lineage: Eukaryota; Fungi; Ascomycota; Eurotiomycetes; Chaetothyriales; Herpotrichiellaceae. The record is from RefSeq and is a predicted model, not a curated record. Bases 1 to 759 code for a protein of 252 amino acids.
AUGGCACCCACUUCAUCAACUCUCGUUCCUCGACAGGGCUUUGGUGACAACGGCCCAGGCGGCUUUGGCGAUGGCGACCGCAGGGGUCCAGGCGACGGCGGCGGAGUCUCGAAAUGGGCAAUCCUCGGUAUCGUGAUUGCCAUUGCUGUUAUUGGACUCAUUGUUGCUUUCGUCGUCUUCAGACGCAUUCGGCGCCGUCGCAGCAGAAACACGAUUCCCGCCAUCAAACUCCAAUCCGCAACGGCCAACAAACCCAUAUCAGCUUCUCCCUCGACGAGCGACCCAUCGAAAUACGGCGCCAAUAGCAAUGGCGGCUACACUGCCACGGCGGACCAGAACCAAUCCCUGCUAGGACACGCAGAGGCACCUGCCAUCCUCACGUGGAAUCCCAGCACAUCCGAGCACGGAGGCGUGGGGUCGACGCAGGACGGAUUCGGCUAUGAUAACAAUUUGAACCUCACAGGAGGGAUCCAGCGGCCCGCGAGCGUCGCCAGUUUUUCUGCCCCGCCACCCAGGUACGAGGAAGCUACUGGCAGCAGCGCUGGAGGGCUACGACCGCAAGGCGAGGCGGCGAGCUACUUCAAUCCCGCGGUGUCGAUGGGCCAAGAGCGCGGGCGCAGCCUCACCAGGGACGGCGAGGGGUCCAGAGGGCGCGCGCUGAGUGUGGACCAGAGGAGCAUCGAUGGAGAUCGAAGGCGGAGCACUUCGCGGUUCAGAGAGGAGGGGAUGAUCGAUGUCAAUGUUGACGCGAAAACCUGA